AUGGCGGCGCUGUGCGCCACGGACCCGCUCUUUGCCUUCUUUGCAGCGCUGCCGGACCCUGACGUGGACAUCGAGGCGUGCAUCGAGGAGGCGGAGCGCGCAUUCGACGAGCUCGGCGCGGUGGGCGUCGGGAUGUUUACGUCGUACGGACAGGCUCACACCACUUUCCCAGGGGAUGCCUCUUUUGAGUCGCUGUGGGCGUUCCUCAACGAGCGCGGCACGCUCCCGUUUAUCGCGCAGGCGCCCGCAAGCCACGGAGCCCGCCAGGCCAGACACCACCCCGAAUGCGGCAUCUUGACUCCCCUCUGGUGGCCCUUCGCAGAGGAGGACCCGGCGGAGUUCAUGGCGCUGGCGCGCAGCUUCUAUUUCGACACCGCCCUCUCCGGCGAUCCACUCGUGAUGCAGACCCUCGCGUCCUUCCUGGGAGAAGAGGCCCACGCGCAACGCGUGCUCUACGCAACCGACUUCCCGUUCGUGCCCCAUCCGGCGGUCCAGCUGCAGGACGCGGGGCUGAACGCGUACUUGGAAACCACCGGCUCGGACGACGUGUCCGAGGCCAUCUGCCACGGCAAUGCCGAGGCCCUCUUUCCGCAGCUUGGAUCCACCGCAUAG
Emiliania huxleyi CCMP1516 is the source of this 612-nucleotide messenger RNA. RefSeq lists its product as hypothetical. The record is from RefSeq and is a predicted model, not a curated record. The transcript has 5 exons. Gene Ontology annotation, biological process: secondary metabolic process. NCBI's taxonomy places the organism in Eukaryota, Haptophyta, Isochrysidales, Noelaerhabdaceae. Gene Ontology annotation, molecular function: hydrolase activity; carboxy-lyase activity. Bases 1 to 612 code for a protein of 203 amino acids. Gene Ontology annotation, cellular component: cytoplasm.